AUGGACUCUUCAUCCAUCAGCGCACCGGACGCUGCGCACACCGACCAAAACCCGAAACCUCGCAGAAAAGGGAAGAAGGAUGUCUUAAACGACGAAGGCUCCAAAAAAAGACGGUGCAUUUCCAGCGCCUGUGUGCCCUGUCGGAAGAGGAAGUCAAAGUGCGACGGCACAACACCCGCCUGCUCUGCCUGCGCCGCCGUAUAUAACACCGAGUGCAUCUACGAUCCCAAUUCAGAUCACCGCCGCAAGGGCGUCUACAAAAAAGACAUCGACAACCUCAAGACCCGCAACUCCACCCUGCAGACCCUGAUCCAGGCCAUCCUCAACUAUCCGGAAGAAGAUGUCGCAGCCCUCGUCCAGCAGAUACGCACCUGCGAAAGCUUGGAUGCCGUCGCUGAAGGUAUCAUAGCUAGGGAAAAUGGAGAGGAAGAGGAGGAAGAGGAACAGGUGGUGCCUUACACCGUCCCGGCCCCUGCCUCCGCUGGCGCACCGCUCACAUUCGAGUCGCAACUGUCAGGCAAGAUGGGAGAGCUGAGGCUGGAGGAUGGCUCGACGCGAUACAUUGGAGGCACAUCACAUCUCAUAUAUCUCGGCGCGGGCACCGAGGAUACCGACCAGUCGAAUGCUCUGUCCAACUCGGACCAGUACCAGCAGCAGGAGAACCCUUUGACCUCAUGGACCACCGUCACAUCCGACCCGGAGCUCGUCUUGCACUUGAUCAACAUGUACUUUUGCUGGCAUUAUACCUUCUUCACGACGCUAUCUAAGAACCUAUUCUACCGGGAUUUUCUCUUGGGCAAGCCACCACCUGGAUCGCGACGGAAGAUGGAAUACUGCACACCACUGCUGGUCAACGCCAUGUUGGCCCUGGGAUGUCACUUCACGUCCUGGCCUACUGCGAGAGCGGUGCGCGACGAUGCCGCCACCGCCGGAGACCACUUCUUCAAGGAAGCGAAACGGUUGAUCCUCGAGGGCGACUUGCACGAGGUCCCCGCCCUGACGACUGUGCAAGCGCUGGCGCUGAUGUCUGUACGAGAGGCUGGUUGUGGGAGAGAAGCAAAGGGCUGGGUCUAUAGUGGCAUGAGCUUCCGCAUGGCUUGCGAUCUGGGACUCAACCUCAACUCGGGAGGCAUGCAAGGGAAUAGAGGUGCCAUCGACGAGACGGAGGAAGACGCGCGCCGAAUAACGUUCUGGGGUUGCUUCCUGUUCGACAAGUGCUGGUCCAACUAUCUGGGCCGACUACCGCAGCUACCGAACGCCUCCAUUACUGCCCAGAAGUUCGAAGUCUUUCCCGUCGAAGACUCAGACACUUGGUCUGCCUACACCGAUUCCGGCUUCAGCCAGGCCCAUGCGCAACCCUCGCGCACACGCGCGGUUGCCCUGCAGAUAUCCAAAUUAUGCGAGAUCUCUAGCGACCUCAUAAACUUCUUCUACAACCCCAUCGAUAUGGACAAGACCAAAGGCAAACAGGCCGAACUCAAGAAGCUCAGCGAGAUACACCAGCGGCUUGAGACAUGGCGACGGGAAUUGCCAAAGGAACUCGAGCCAAAGGAGGGCGGCCUCCCUAGUAUGCUUGUCAUGCACAUGUUCUUCCAGCUCCUUUUCAUCCAUCUUUUCCGGCCCUUCUUGAAAUACAAUCCCAACAACUCGCCACUCCCGUCUCAUGUAUCUCCGCGGAAGUUGUGCACUCAGGCGGCACAGAUGAUUUCCAAGCUUCUCCGCCUUUACAAGCGAUCACACGGCCUCCGACAGAUCUGUAACAUUGCUGUCUACAUUGCACAUUCGGCCUGCACGAUUCAUCUAUUGAAUCUGCCUGAGAAGAAUGCGAAGAGAGACAUCAUCCACGGUGUCAAGCAUCUCGAGGAAAUUGCCGAGAGUUGGCUAUGCGCCCGCCGAACACUGGGCAUUCUUAGCGUGCUUGCUAAGAACUGGAAGGUCGAGCUUCCCGAAGAAGCCGCAACGGUCCUCGCUCGUACUGAUGCUAAGUUCGGUCCCUAUGGCGAAGUCCUCUCACCCAGGUCUAGUACUACUGCGCAGGAUGUAGGCACCCCUGCCGUCCAUCAGCAGCAGCAGCAACAGCAGCAGCCAGAGACGUCACCGGCUUUACAACCAUACAGCAUACCCCUAGCGACAACAACCAGCACAACCACAUUCUUCGAGAAACAUGGACAACCCAUGCAGUCUCUCACAUCCGAAGCACUGCGUCACGCUUCCGAGGCACGUUCCCUUCCCCCCAACGACGCUUCUGCAUUCGCUUACCCUCGUGGACAGCGUGAUAUCAACCCCUCGACCCCUGCCAGUACUGCCGGAAUUGACAAUAGUGUAAAUUCCACACACAACUCGCCCUCGCAACUCUUUGGUGGUGUCGAACAACUCGUCCGCGAGGGCCAAGACUGGUGGUUGAGAGACCAGUCCCAGCUCGCCGUUGGUUUCGACAACUGGAACCUAAACCCUGACGAGAUUGCCUGGCUCACGAGCAACACAGGCGCCGUCGGCAGCCCGGGUAGUUUCACCGCCAAUUCUGUGGUGGGCAAUGGCGACAUGAUGAACGGUGGACCUGUCGCCAAUGGCAAUAGUAACCCCCAACCGAACAACAUGAAUGGGUUCAACGGCUAUGGCGGCGUGAUGAACACCUACAAUGAGAAUGAGUGGUAUCAAUGA
Aaosphaeria arxii CBS 175.79 is the source of this 2661-nucleotide messenger RNA. RefSeq lists its product as uncharacterized. Gene Ontology annotation, molecular function: DNA binding; DNA-binding transcription factor activity, RNA polymerase II-specific; zinc ion binding. The record is from RefSeq and is a predicted model, not a curated record. The transcript has 3 exons. The coding region runs from base 1 to 2661 and encodes 886 amino acids. Lineage: Eukaryota; Fungi; Ascomycota; Dothideomycetes; Pleosporales. Gene Ontology annotation, biological process: regulation of DNA-templated transcription; DNA-templated transcription.